Synchytrium microbalum is the source of this 1443-nucleotide messenger RNA. RefSeq names its product guanine deaminase (gene GUD1). The coding region runs from base 1 to 1443 and encodes 480 amino acids. The transcript is spliced from 6 exons. Gene Ontology annotation, molecular function: zinc ion binding; guanine deaminase activity. Lineage: Eukaryota; Fungi; Chytridiomycota; Chytridiomycetes; Synchytriales; Synchytriaceae. Gene Ontology annotation, biological process: guanine catabolic process. Gene Ontology annotation, cellular component: cytosol. The record is from RefSeq and is a predicted model, not a curated record.
AUGUCUACUAGUACCAAACUGAAGAAGGUCUUCUAUGGAAACAUCAUCUACUCAAACUCCCCAACGGACUUGGUCGUGUUAUCGCCAGGCUGUAUUGGCAUCGACCACACCGGCACUAUCGCCUUCCUAGUCUCAGAUAAGGAUGCUGAUCUCGUAAAGCUCAAGGCCCAGUACCAUUUCACUGAUGCUCAAGUGACCACCAUGACCAAGGAGCAAUUCCUCAUUCCCGGAUUCAUUGACACUCAUAUUCAUGCCCCACAAUACGUCUUUACGGGAACUGGUUACGAUCUUCCGCUGCUGCAGUGGCUAGAAAAGUAUACCUUCCCUCGUGAAGCUGCCUUCAAAGAUGAGGAUUAUGCUCGAGCUGCUUAUAUUCGAUGUGUUGCCAGAACUCUGAGAUGUGGGACAACCACAGCCUGCUACUAUGCCACCAUCCAUGUUCCAGGGUGCAAGAUUCUGACCGACAUCGUCCACCAGAUUGGUCAACGAGCCUUUAUCGGCAAAGUCAACAUGGACAGAAACUCUCCCGACAAUUAUCGUGAAACGACGGGAGACUCUAUCGAGGCUACAACCGAGUUCGUGUCCUGGUUACUGGAGCGCAAGGAUCCAUUAAUCACUCCAGUUAUAACACCUCGUUUCGCACCAUCAUGUACUGGUGACCUCAUGAAAUUCUUGGGGGAGAUCUCUGCCAAACAUAAUCUACCAAUCCAAACACACUUGUCUGAAAACACUGCUGAAAUCAAAUGGGUGUUGGAUUUGCACCCAGAGUUUAGUUCCUACACUGGCGUUUAUGAAGGCUUUGGUUUGCUAAACAGUCGUAGUGUAUUGGCUCACUGCGUCUACUUGACACCCGAGGAGAAGGUCUUGAUUAAGAGUGUCGAGGCUGGAAUUUCACAUUGUCCUAACAGUAACUUCUUGUUACAAUCCGGUGUAUUGAACGUCCGUCAACUCUUGGAAGCUGAAAUCAAAGUAGGGCUAGGAACCGAUGUAGCUGGUGGAUACUCGCCCUCCAUCUUGGACUCUAUUCGCAACGCUGUUAUCGCGUCCAAAGUAAUCUUUGUAAACACUCGGGCUGCCAAGGAAGAAGCAGAGGCUGCUGGAUUGCCACCUGUAAGAGCAUACGAACCAUUAACUUUAGCAGAAGUGUUUUACUUGGGUACACUUGGAGGUGCCGAAGUUAUGAAUCUAGAUGACAAGAUUGGUAAUUUCUCCGUUGGAAAGGACUUUGAUGCCUUGUUGGUGGAUUUGAAUGCUUCUGGAUCAACAAAAGCCAGUAAUCUCGUAGAUGGCAACAAAUCGGUGGACUUGUUUCCGCAUGACGAUUUAAUCUCGGCGUUCGAGAAGUUUGUCUAUAAUGGGGAUGACAGAAACUUGAUAGAGAUUUAUGUGAAGGGCAAGCAGGUUUCUGGGUCUGCGGGUAUAAUAACAAAGAUAGCAGUGUAA